GAUAUCUGUCAUUGUUGUGUUUGACGUUUAUCGUAAAUUUUGCAAAAAUUGCAAUAUUCCCGAAUAAACUCGCAUUUUGCGUGUUUUGUUGAAUAAUAUUAAAUCUACACGGUUUAUUUAGAUAACAAUUUUUUGCCGGUAAAUCAUGGCAUUUUCCAUGUUCCUAAGAAACUCAGCAUGCACAAACCGUGUGUUCACACAGCAGCUGAUGCGGAUGGCGUCGCAGGCGACCCUCACGCAGACCCCGAGGCUCCUCGGUAACUCCACAGCCCUCGCCGCACCCGCCUUCAAACAAACCACCACCACACCUCUACUGGAUGCUGUCCGAUCAUUCCGCACAUCAGCCCCGAGGCUCUCCGAGAAGGGCUCCGACCACGCCAAGCUGUGGGUCAUCGAGAAGUCGGUGACGGUGGCCAUGCUGCCACUCAUCCCCCUCGGCCUGGCCUUCCCCAGCAAGAUCAUUGAUGCUAUUGUAGCUGUCCUCAUCACGGCCCAUAGCUUCUGGGGCCUAGAAGCGAUAGCAGUGGACUACGUCCGAGCCGCCAUCUUUGGUCCUUUCAUCCCUAAAGUGGCCAUCGCUCUGGUCUACCUGAUCUCCAUCGCGACCCUGGGAGGGCUCUUCUACAUCAUCAGCCACGACGUCGGCCUCGCUAACACCUUCCUUCAACUGUGGGCCGUCAAGUCGCAGAAAGCGUAAAGUGGUGCAACCUUGUCUAACAAAUGUAAGGGAUAGCUUGGUUUGGGUAAUGGUUUAGUCUUUUGUUAAAAGGUUUAUUAAAUCGUUGCUAAAGUUAAAGGUAUUUCUUAUAUUUGGUAGACUAUCUCGAUGAAUAUUGCCGCUUUAGCCAAUUCAUGUGAUGAGAAACUUGAGUUAUUGAGUUCUUUUUUUAGAUAUGAAUUUUGAAAAAUAAUCAAGUUUUUUUAAGUCAUAUGGAUUGGAUGGGCGGGUAAAUUAUGGCAUUUGGUCUUUAUUAGCAGUAAUAGAAUUAUGGUACAUUAGCCCAAAUUAAAAUUAUUAGGUACUUUUAUAAAAUAUAUGUAUUGAUGAAUUUGGUAAAAUCUACACAUACAUGAAAGCUUCAUGUAAACAAUGAUAAGUAUUGCUCAGACUGCACAAAUAAAAUAUUACUGCUAAUAUCGAUCGGAAAUAGAAUUAUUAUUAAGAGAAGUUGAACAGGUACUUAAAACGGCCAUCAGUCGUGAAAAAAAACCUAAAUUUUAGUAUUAUUUACUAAUUAAUUGGCAUCAGUCUACCAUCAUGAAAUUACACGAAAUCAUGUAUCUGUAUUUUAUUUAUUUCUAGUUUAAUAAAUGAUGAAUCAGUUA
Molecule: messenger RNA, 1326 nt
Organism: Plutella xylostella (diamondback moth)
Lineage: Eukaryota; Metazoa; Arthropoda; Insecta; Lepidoptera; Plutellidae
Gene: SdhD
Product: succinate dehydrogenase, subunit D
Biological process (GO): mitochondrial electron transport, succinate to ubiquinone; tricarboxylic acid cycle
Cellular component (GO): mitochondrial envelope; respiratory chain complex II (succinate dehydrogenase); membrane
Molecular function (GO): ubiquinone binding; heme binding
Source: RefSeq, a predicted model, not a curated record